This is a messenger RNA of Ceratotherium simum simum (southern white rhinoceros), 2958 nucleotides long. RefSeq names its product zinc finger MIZ-type containing 2 (gene ZMIZ2). The record is from RefSeq and is a predicted model, not a curated record. NCBI's taxonomy places the organism in Eukaryota, Metazoa, Chordata, Mammalia, Perissodactyla, Rhinocerotidae. Gene Ontology annotation, cellular component: chromatin. Gene Ontology annotation, molecular function: SUMO ligase activity; zinc ion binding. Gene Ontology annotation, biological process: regulation of transcription by RNA polymerase II; protein sumoylation.
CGUGGCCCCGCCCCAUACGCCCCGCCCCGGUGGAGAGCGAGCAGGAAGAGCGGGUGGCUCCGCGGAUGCAGCGUUCGGAAAGCCAGAGCAGCUGAGUCCCACGUAAGCACCAGUGAGAGCUGCUUCCUGCCACCUGCAUACCUGGCCUUUAGGCUGCUCGGAAGCCAAUGAACCCCACGAACCCCAUGAAACCUGCCCUGCCCCCCGCACCACAUGGUGAUGGUCCAUUUGUUUAUGAGGCGGUGCCUUGGCAACAAAGUGCCACUCAGCCAGCAGGAUCGCUGUCUGUGGUCACGACCGUGUGGGGAGUUGGCAACGCGGCCCAGAGCCAGGUUUUGGGGAACCCCAUGGGCCCUGCAGGGAGCCCCCCUGGCAGCUCCAUGAUGCCUGGCAUAGCAGGCGGCAGCUCUGCCCUGAACUCCCCGCAGUGCCUCGGACAGCAGGCAUUUGGUGAGGCUGGCGCCAGCAAGGGCUACGUGCAGCCAGGGAUGUAUGGCCGCGGGGGUUACCCUGGGGGCCCGAGCUUCACCACUGGGUAUGCAGGUGGCCCGGGGGGACCAGGGGGCCUGGGCCUCCCCUCACAUCCCACACGACCCUCCACUGAUUUCACUCAAGCAGCAGCUGCUGCUGCCGUGGCUGCUGCUGCUGCCACCGCCACCGCCACGGCCACGGCCACCGUGGCCGCCCUGCAGGAGAAGCAGAGCCAGGAGCUGAGCCAGUACGGAGCGAUGGGGGCCGGACAGUCUUUUAACAGCCAGUUCCUACAGCACGGAGGUCCCCGGGGUCCCAGCGUCCCCAGCAGCAUGAACCCUGCCAGCGUGGGAGGGCUGAUGGGCCCCUCCAGCAUGAGCCCCAUGGGCAUGAACCCACCCCGGGCAGCAGGCAUGGCGUCCCUGUACGCAGGGCAGCGCCUGCCCCACGGGUACCCUGGGCCUCCCCAGGCCCAGCCACUGCCCCGGCAGGGGGUCAAGAGAGCCUACUCCAGUGAGGUAUAUCCAGGGCAGCAGUACCUGCCAGGAGGCCAGUAUACACCUGGGCCCGGGCAGCCCCCUGCCCCUUCCUCCUUCCCCGGGCACCGGCUGCCCCUGCAGCAGGGAGUAAGCCAGUCCCUGUCCACCUCGGGUCCCUCAGGACUGCACUACAAGCCCACAGAGCAGUUCAACGGGCAGGGCGCCAGCUUCAACGGGGGGAGCGUCAGCUACAGCCAGCCCGGCCUGAGUGGGCCGACCCGUUCCAUCCCUGGCUACCCCAGCUCCCCACUGCCGGGGAGCCCCACGCCACCCAUGACUCCCAGCAGCGGCGUCCCCUACAUAUCCACCAGCCAGGAGGUCAAGUCUCCCUUCCUGCCUGACCUCAAGCCCAGCGUGAGCUCCUUGCACUCAUCACCCCUGGGCAGUGGCCCCUGUGAUGAGCUGCGGCUGACCUUCCCCGUGCGGGACGGGGUGGUCUUGGAGCCCUUCCGCCUGCAGCACAACCUGGCUGUGAGCAACCACGCCUUCCAGCUCCGAGACUCCGUCUACAAGACCCUGAUGCUGAGGCCUGACCUGGAGCUGCAGUUCAAGUGCUACCACCAUGAGGACCGGCAGAUGAACACCAACUGGCCGGCCUCGGUGCAGGUCAGCGUCAACGCCACCCCACUCACCAUCGAGCGCGGCGACAACAAGACCUCUCACAAACCCCUGUACCUGAAGCACGUGUGCCAGCCGGGCCGCAACACCAUCCAGAUCACCGUCACGGCCUGUUGCUGCUCCCACCUCUUCGUGCUGCAGCUGGUGCACCGGCCCUCUGUCCGCUCAGUGCUGCAGGGUCUCCUCAAGAAGCGCCUCCUGCCUGCCGAGCACUGCAUCACCAAGAUAAAGCGGAACUUCAGCAGUGGCACCAUCCCCGGCACCCCUGGGCCCAAUGGAGAGGAUGGGGUGGAGCAGACGGCCAUCAAGGUGUCUCUCAAGUGCCCCAUCACCUUCCGCAGGAUCCAGCUCCCCGCCAGAGGUCAUGACUGUCGCCACAUACAGUGCUUCGACCUGGAGUCGUACCUACAGCUCAACUGUGAGCGGGGGACCUGGAGGUGCCCUGUGUGCAACAAGACAGCAUUGCUGGAGGGCCUGGAGGUGGACCAGUACAUGUUGGGCAUCCUCAUUUACAUUCAGAACUCCGACUAUGAGGAGAUCACCAUCGACCCCACGUGCAGCUGGAAGCCGGUGCCAGUGAAGCCCGAUGUUCAUGUCAAAGAGGAGCCGGACGGGCCGGUGCUGAAACGCUGUCGCACCGUGAGCCCCGCCCAUGUGCUCAUGCCCAGCGUGAUGGAGAUGAUAGCUGCCCUGGGCCCUGGUGCCGUCCCCUUCGCCCCCCUGCAGCCCCCCUCGGCCCCGGCCCCCGGCGACUACCCCAGCCAGGGUUCCAGCUUCCUGGGACCCGGGACCUUCCCUGACUCCUUCCCACCCACCACACCUAGCACCCCGACCCUUCCUGAGUUCACCCCAGGGCCACCUCCCAUCUCCUACCAGUCCGACAUUCCCAGCAGCCUCCUGACGCCAGAAAAGUCUGCCCCCUGCCUCCCCGGCCAGAUGGCACCAGCGGGUCACUUGGACCCGGCCCACAAUUCCGGGCCUCCGGGGCUGCAUGCCCCCAACCUUGGAGGUCCCCCAGGGCCCCAGCUGCACCAUCCAAACCCUCCUCCAGCGUCCCGGCAGCCCCUGGGCCCACUGAGCUCGGGUCCUGUAGGCGACCUGGCCUUCAACACUGCCACAGGCGUGAUGGGCCCCCCCAUGUCUGGCGCGGGCGAGGCCCCGGAACCAGCCCUAGACCUGCUGCCAGAACUGACCAACCCCGAUGAGCUGCUGUCCUACCUGGGCCCGCCUGACCUACCCACAAACAGCAAUGACGACCUGCUCUCUCUGUUUGAGAACAACUGAUCCUGUUGUCUCGGCCUGCUGGCGGGGACAUGCCCACAGAUGUCAC